UUCUCCCUCCAAUAUCAUCCCAGUACCAACACCCGAGCAAGUAAGGCUUCCCUGCCGGGUUGUUGAGGUAAAAUAUGCUCAAUAUCCCAUCUAAUCAAUAGCCGUACAGCCUUGUUGGCAUGAUGAAGUUAAACACUUCGCGUGACCCCCAUCUGCUCCUACCUCACUGUGUCUACCGUGGACACCGGGUGUGGUGGAUGCACUUGGGCUCCUCUCUCGCCAUCAGCCUGGGAGGUCUGCUGCUGCUUCUGGUCUUCAGGGCCUUUUCCUGGCACCUGAACAAGGUUGAUGCUGCACGGCCUGGAUGGACUGACAAAGAUGAGCGAAGAAUGAGUGUGACUCCUACAGUUUCAAUCCGUUUCAAUCUUUCGUCUGCUUUGAAAGAAUGGGCGGUAGGGGUUAUCUCUGCUCAACAUGUCUCAGGACAAAUUCUGAUGGUAAUUUUCUUCUGUUUCAACACUGGGUCUUUCGUACUGUACCUACUGGAGACACCAAAGCCCGUUGAGUACUGCAUGAAGGAUUAUGAUGCCGCAUUUCUCAUAGACCUGGCUUUCAAUGUGGUGCACCUUCUUCAUUUUGGGCUCAGGUUUCUUGCAGCUCAGGAUCCUUUGGAGGUCUGGAUUGAGAAGAAGACUCUGGUCGACUUCUUGACAAUUCCACCCUGCUUCGUGAUGCUCUACACACGGCGAGCAUGGCUCGGGCUUCGAUUUCUCAGGGCAUUGAACAUCCUAGAGCUAUCACUGAUCUUCCAGAUACUUGGACUACUCAAGAACAAUACAUCUUUGAAGAUGUCCCGUCUGAUUGCCAUUCUGUUUACAACCCUCCUCACCUCUGCCGGAUUCAUCCACCUGCUGGAGUCCACAGGUGACCCCUGGAGGGAUUUCAGCAACAGGACACGCCACAGCUACUUCGAAUACAUCUACUUAGUGAUUGUCACCAUGUCAACAGUGGGCUAUGGAGACGUGUACGCCAGCACCACUCUGGGCCGACUGUAUGUCUCAGUUUUCAUCGCAAUUGGCCUGGGUUUAUUUGCCGCCUACGUCCCAGAGGUUGUGGGGAUCAUCAUCAACCGGGAGAGAUUCGGUGGAAUAUACAGAGAUGAGGGGAAAUUACAUGUAGUGGUGUGUGGACACAUCACUCUGGCCAGCGUUUCAUCAUUCAUGAGAGAGUUUUUCCAUGAGGACAGAGGAGUGGUUAACAUACGAGUGGUCUUCUUGGGCAAUUUUUGUCCUGACCAGGAAUUGGAGGCAUUCUUCAACAGGUGGUUCAUGAACGUGCUCUUCUACCAAGGCUCUGUACUGAAGCGGACGGACCAGGAGAGAGUCAGGAUGCGUAAAGCGAGUGCUUGCUUGAUUCUCUGUGACAGAUAUGGAGCUGACCAGCACCAUGAGGAUGUCACCAAUCUCAUGAGGGUGAUCUCCAUAAAGCAACACUGCCCCAACACCAGAGUCAUUGUCCAGAUGCUAAAGCACAACAGCAAGGCGUACCUGCAGAACGUGUCCAACUGGGAGUGGAGCAACGGUGACGACGUGAUCUGCCUGGCGGAGCUGAAGCUGGGCUUCAUGGCACAGAGCUGCCUGGUGCCAGGCCUCUCCACCCUCCUCUCCAACCUCUUCAGCAUGCAGGGCGCCGAACAGGAUGGAGAUCAAUCCUGGCGAAGUCUUUACAAAGAGGGAAUGAACAAAGAGAUCUACACCGAGUACCUCUCCAACUCCUUCACUGGCUUCUCGUUUGCACAAGCUGCCAAGUUGUGUUUCCUGCGUCUGCAUCUGAUCUUGAUCGGCAUCGAGUAUCAAAGUGGAACAGAGGAGUUCUGUGUUUUAGUGAAUCCUCCAAGCCAUAUAAGGAUAAAGCCCAAGACUCUCGGCUUUCUCAUUGCAAGUGAUGCAGCAGAUGCACAUAGAGCCAACUAUUACUGCGCAUACUGCCACAGUGACAUGGAAGACAUCUCUGGAAUUAAACCAUGCAAGUGUGAGAACGUUACUACGGCCUCCUCUUCACUCCUCAGUCUGAGCAUCAGGCAGCCCUCCCUGGGAGUUCUCCCCUCCUGGCAGGAGACACAGUCCCAUGGCUCAGACUGUGAGGAGGAGGAAGACGUCUCACUGGACUCCACAGGCAUGUUCCACUGGUGCAGCCCCGUCCCACUGGAGGAAGUCUCAUUGUCCAGGGAGCGGGCCUCCAUCCUGCCCCUCAACCAGCACGUGGUGGUGUGCCUGUUUGGGGACGCCAGCUCCAGCCUGCUGGGCCUGUCCGACUUCAUGAUGCCGCUGAGGGCCAGCAGCCACACCACGCCCGAGCUCAAGACCGUCGUCUUCCUGGGCGACCCCGAGUACUUCCGCCGCGAGUGGCCCAGCAUACAGUACUUCCCCAAGAUCUACUUCCUGCCUGGCUCUCCCCUGUGCACUGCCGACCUGCGUGCGCUGCGCCUGGAGAGCUGUGCCAUGUGCGUGGUGCUGAGCAGCUUCAGCCACCGGGAGCACGCCGAGUCCUCCAUGCAGGACAAGGAGACCAUCCUGGCCUGCGUCAACCUAGUCCACACGCGCUUCAGCCGCGAGCCGCCCGCCCGCGCCACCAGCCUGCUCGGACGACGCAGCAGCUACGGCUACCCAGGACCAAGACUACCCGAGGAAUCUCCCCCUCCUCCCAGAAAAGGAACCAUCAUCCCCCUGCUGGUUGAGCUGGUGAACACCAACAACGUGCAGUUUGUGAGUGAUGUGGAGGAGUACAAGAAUUUGGACUCCAUGUACCUGACUCAGGCCUUCGCGGUGGGCUCUGUCUUUUCCAUGGAUCUGCUGGACUCUCUCAUGGCGGCAACCUACUUCAAUGCAAAUGUGCCCAACCUGAUCAACACGCUGGUAACGGGCGGGGACACGCCGGCGCUGGAGGCUCAGCUGGCCGAGGACAACCGCCUGCGCGAGGGUGACAUGAGCUCCCAACUGAACACGCUCCGCCAGCGCUCCAAACUGGCACAGCUGGCCCUGGAGGAGGAGCCGCUCUCCAGCCUACGUUGCAGCACAUACAAAGACCUGUUCGUGCAGACAUUGGAUAAGCUGGAGAUCCUUUGCUUUGGCCUCUAUCGACUGCUUGAACCUCCCAACCCUUCAAUGAAGAGGUUCGUGAUCACCACCCCACCGGGUGACCUCCCCCUGGACCCGGGUGAUCGCGUCUUCUGCUCCGUGCCUUUCCACCAGAGUCACCUGCUGCUGAAGCGCGCCCCCUCCUGGACCCCUCCCUCCAUGCCGCCGCCCAGACACCGCCAGGUUUGGGGAGCAUGUGGCAGCGAAGACUCGGGCCCACCCUCCUUGGCCUCCCUGCCGGAGAACUUUUUUACGAGAGUACGUAACAACUCACAACCAUACUAAAUGAGUAAAUAGAUUGAAAAAUAAAUAAAUAAAAUAGAAUAACUUGUGGGCUGAGGCAAACUUUCGUACGAGAUCACGUCAA
Messenger RNA from Engraulis encrasicolus (European anchovy), 3444 nucleotides. Its product is annotated as calcium-activated potassium channel subunit alpha-1-like. Lineage: Eukaryota; Metazoa; Chordata; Actinopteri; Clupeiformes; Engraulidae. Bases 120 to 3362 code for a protein of 1080 amino acids. Gene Ontology annotation, molecular function: large conductance calcium-activated potassium channel activity. Gene Ontology annotation, biological process: potassium ion transmembrane transport. The transcript is spliced from 27 exons. The record is from RefSeq and is a predicted model, not a curated record. Gene Ontology annotation, cellular component: postsynaptic membrane.